Populus nigra (black poplar) is the source of this 1865-nucleotide messenger RNA. Its product is annotated as putative E3 ubiquitin-protein ligase XBAT31. Gene Ontology annotation, molecular function: protein binding. The record is from RefSeq and is a predicted model, not a curated record. The transcript is spliced from 8 exons. The coding region runs from base 239 to 1567 and encodes 442 amino acids. NCBI's taxonomy places the organism in Eukaryota, Viridiplantae, Streptophyta, Magnoliopsida, Malpighiales, Salicaceae.
GAUUUGUACCACAACACUUCUCUCUCUCUCUCUCUAGACUUAUUAAAGAUACGAACCUUUGUUUCCCAAUGACUAUCCAGCAAAGCUGAGUUAGGGAGAAGAGAGAGAGAGAGAGCCACCUCUCGUCGGAGAAGGUGGUGGUGCAGCGCCUCUCCGGUGAGCGGAGGGUGAAGUGCGCGCCGUUUUACAUAUAGAAAGAGAGCCAGUCUUUGCAAUAUUUUUAUUUUAUCUAUAUAUCAUGGGCCAGGGACUGAGUUGUGCAGCGAGUCAAGAUCAUAGGUUCUUCUCUGCUGUGCAUUUCGGUGACUUGGACACUGUAAAUGCUAUGCUUGAGAGAGACCCAUCUCUGCUUUAUCAAACUACUUAUGAUCGCCAGUAUCCGCUUCAUAUUGCUGCUGCCAAUGGCCAGAUCGAGAUUUUAUCAAUGCUUCUGGAGCGAUCUGUGGAUCCUGAUAUGGUGAAUCGUCAGAAGCAGACUCCGCUUAUGUUGGCUGCAAUGCAUGGCAAAAUCUCAUGUGUGAAGAAGCUCGUCGAAGCAGGAGCAAAUAUGUUGAAGUUUGAUUCACUUAAUGGAAGAACUUGCUUGCACUUUGCUGCUUACUAUGGCCAUUCUGAUUGCCUUCAAGCUAUUCUUUCUGCUGUUCAAUCCAGCCCUGUUGCUGUUUCUUGGGGAUAUACGCGGUUUGUCAAUAUCAGAGACGGUAGAGGAGCAACACCAUUGCAUUUAGCAGCCCGUCAAAGUCGGCCUGAAUGUGUACAUAUCUUGUUAGACAACGGUGCUCUUGUUUGUUCUUCAACAGGCGGAUAUGGCUCCCCGGGGACCACUCCUCUUCAUUUGGCUGCCAGAGGAGGAUCUCUUGAUUGUAUUCGUGAAUUGCUGGCAUGGGGUGCAGAUCGUAUGCAAAGAGAUGCAUCUGGGAGAAUACCUUAUGUAGUUGCUUUGAAGUACAGAAAUGGAACAUGUGCAGCUCUUCUCAAUCCUUCGUCAGCAGAGCCUCUUGUUUGGCCGUCACCGUUGAAGUUCAUCAGUGAGUUGAAUCAAGAGGCAAAAGCUCUGCUAGAGUGUGCCUUGAUGGAGGCCAACAGGGAAAGGGAAAAGAACAUCUUGAAGGGAACUGGGUACUCUCUUCCAUCUCCAUCACAUUCUGAUGAUGGGACAGAUGAUAAUAUAUCUGAGGCAAGCGAUACAGAGUUGUGCUGCAUAUGCUUUGAGCAGGUUUGUACAAUUGAAGUCGAAGACUGUGGCCAUCAGAUGUGUGCACAAUGCACACUGGCCCUCUGCUGCCAUAACAAACCCAACCCUACAACCGCAUGCCUUACCCCUCCAGUUUGCCCAUUCUGUCGUAGCACCAUUGCCCGCCUAGUGGUUGCUAAGAUGAAGGAUUGCAAUGAUGCUGAUCAGGACAUUGGGGACGUUGGUUCCCCAAAGCUGAGAAAGUCCAGGAGGUCACUGAACUUCAGUGAGGGAAGCAGCAGCUUCAAGGGCUUAUCAGCAACAUUUGGAAAAAUGGGUGGCCGUGGCUCAGGAAGGAUUGCUGCAGGAAAUGAGUGGGUGGAUAAGCCUUGAUGAUACUUGAUAGCGUUUGAUUAUCAAAUAUUCUCCAUUCGGCAAUCAAGGAUUCCUUGAGUUCCAAAGCGAGGGCAAAAAUAUCAAGGACACGUGUCGGUGCUGGACCCAAUUGGGUUUCUAUAUAUAGAUAGAUAGAUAGCUGGCUCAAGUAGCCAUGUAGAUGUGAAAAAUAAGAAAGCUUGGAUUGGUAGGUUUGGAAAUAUGGUUGCCGCUGCGGUUCAUCUUGUUGUUAUCUUUGGGGGCGUUUGGCGGCGAAAAAGCCGAUUGCCUAAGAUUUAAAUUUUUUUUGGGAAAA